UUUUCCUCAUUUGCCGGUAGUUUGACAUUUGCAAAGCAAAGCUGCCGCGGUCCGCCGGUAUGCAGCUUUCCCGUAUUCGUGUAUUCUCCAUCAUUCCUUGAUUGUGGCACUGCACGAAACGCAUCUUAACAGCAUGUCCAGCAAUCCCGGUUCCCCGGUACAGUGCAGCCCGAUCGUGAAUCGGACGCUGGAACUAAAUUUGAGCAGGAAGCGUUCGAAGGAAUGUCUACGAUGGGGCACGGUACACAUACUGCUUCUAUCCGUGGUGCUGUUCGACAUUUCCAACAAGUGUUCGUACUCGUUCUCCAACCUGUACUACGUGGAGUACAUUGCCGCUGCCAUGCUGUCCUGCAGUAUGGUGUACUACUACUCCUGCUACUUUUACUACCUGUUCAGUACGGAACCUAUUCGUGGGACGGAGCAACAGCGCCGGAUACUAAAGUUCGAUGCAAACGAUAGCUCCUUUAUUACGACGCCCCCACAGGCGAAACAAUCGGCCAGUGCCGACGAUACGCCCAUGAACGUCUCAACGUCGUUGUUAAGGUCGUUUCACGAAACUACCUUUUCGGUGAACUCGCCGCGGUGGGCGUUUAGCCGAGGCAGUCCACCCCCGUCAAUGGAUGCAACACGACCACCACCUAUGGGUUACGAUCGUAAUGUAUCUUACGAAGCGUCACCGAACGUAAGUGCCAGCUCGAAGAAGUUUUCUCCCGCACUGCGCAAGCUUGGACCACCCGGCGAUACGAUCAUGGACGAUUUGUUUAUGGAAAACUAUGCACAUGAAGCCUCGAUGGACAAGAGCAUCAAUCGGUCGCAAAAGGAGCAGGUCAACAAUUCCGAUGAUUCGAUAAACUCCUCCUUUGGCCGGUAUCGAUUUAACGAUAUGUCCUACCUGUUGAAAACAUCCAUGUACCAACUCUCGUCGUCAGCAACGCCAAGCAAGCAGUUAACGAAGGAGCUCGAGACGGGACCAUACAACGCCUUCAUCGACGGUAGUCCGGAGGGACUGAAAAAGGUGUCCGCUGCGCAACUGUCCACCUACGUCGGGAAUCUGCGCAUGUGGAUAUCGCUCACAAUAUUGCAACGCAUCGAGGAGGAGAUUAACGCCGUCGAUCAGGCAUUCAAGAGCCGUGGCUUUGCCGACAUCCAGAUCGGGAGCAUCGGUUUGGAGCGGUUGAAGAAAACGGCCGAAAACCAGCAGCUGGUGACGCUGUACAUCCCGCGUCUGCCGCUGCUUAUACCAUUUCUCGAAAUGACCACGAACCAGGAGUAUCUGGUGCAGCGCAUUAAGGACCUUAGCAAGGGUAGCUGUAUAGCAGACUACCGAUGGAAUUCGGGUUCGGCGUACAAGGGCGUAAGCUGGGACGAACAUUUACCCACCGAUUCGGCAAUAAUCUUCCACCUGUUCUGCACCUACUUGGAUAGCCAGCUGCGUCCCCUACCGCAGCCCGGCGGUCGCCCCUUCUACAAUCGCUACGUAGUGGUAGGUGAUAAGAAAACGACCAAGGAAACGCUCGCAGAGGUAAACGCGAAAAACAAAACCAAAUGUGCGAUUCUUUGCUCCAACCCGAUGAAGCCCAAGUUUAACUUUGUUUCGGAUGACAAAAUACACAGCUGCUCCUACGAUCGAAACAAUCUGUUCUACGUCAUCAUUCAAUUUUUGAUGUACAUGAAAACUCACAACGAAUGCUCACUGGAGGGAAUUAAUCUCGGCAGAAGUGGCAUCAACAUACUGUGCUGUAUCGAUGACUAACCACCAAACACCAAUCGUCGGCGGAUACGCGUUCACUGUGUAGGAAUUGUGCUGUAAAGCUCCAGGCGUUGGUAAGUUCUCAAAUUCCCGCUCCGAUCAGAUUAUCAGAUAAUAGUUCGUGUGGAAGAUUGUGUGUUGCAAAUGAUGCACGAUUUUUUAUUGGUAUAAAUGCUCAAUCAUAUGUAGUAGUAGCUUCAUGAUGUUGGGCAUGAAUCGAAAUGCCCAUCUGAAAUGGAACAACUGUUUCUUUUUUUGUUUUUUUUUCCAAACAACAGUCACCAUUUUAAUUUAUAUGUUCUUUUGAUUCGCUGUUGGUUGAGAUGCUCUGUUUCUGUGCGGUUCCGUCGCAAACACCGGUACAAAUGCAUGUAGUUUAAGGGCUUACACUAAUGAAUGUACGUUUAAGGACUAGACAUAACAUUAUGUAGAUGAUGUAAAAGUAAGCUUAAAAACAGUCGGCACACAAACAUCAAA
Messenger RNA from Anopheles stephensi (Asian malaria mosquito), 2227 nucleotides. Its product is annotated as transmembrane protein 209. The record is from RefSeq and is a predicted model, not a curated record. Gene Ontology annotation, cellular component: membrane. The coding region runs from base 134 to 1753 and encodes 539 amino acids. The transcript has 5 exons. Lineage: Eukaryota; Metazoa; Arthropoda; Insecta; Diptera; Culicidae.